AUGGUUUACCACAUUGCGCAGACUGUCAAUUUAGGAUCCAUGGAGAAUACCAAUCACCGGGAACAUGCUACAGCAGGGUCCACUAAUACAUCCGGAACCCCAGUGGUACUGUUUGACCGUCUGGGUCUUGAACGGAGGAGACUCCUAGAUUGUGACUAUUCAGAGAAGGUCAUGAGCACCAUCCUGGAGGUGUGCAAGCUGGUUACUAGACGCAUCUAUACCAUGUCAUGGAAGACCUUUGUACGAUGGUCUCACAGGAAAAAAGUGGACCCCCUCAGCUCAGGAGUCAACAAGAUCUUAGAGUUCCUCCAGGAGGGAGUACGCUUGAAGUUGUCUGCAUCCACUCUCAGGCGCCAAGUGGCCGCCAUAUCCACCGUCAUUCCCUUCUCGGAAGGUGUUCCUACCUCGCAACAUCGAGACAUCAUCGCCUUCCUAAAAGGGGUCACUCAAAUCAGACCACCUAUGGUACACCGUUUCCCCACAUGGAAACUUAAUCUAGUCCUAAAGGCUUUUAUCUCAGAACCCUUCGAGUCUCUGAGAACGAUAUCUUUAAGGUUCCUUCGCAUGAAGGUCCUAUUCUUGACUGCGAUCACCUCAGCUCGCCACGUCUCAGAGCUACGAGCACUGUCAAUCAACAAAGGUCUUUGUGUAUUCCUCAAGGAGAAAUUGGUCUUAAGACCAGACCCUACCUUUCUUCCGAAGGUGAAUUCUACCUUCCACAGAUCCCAAGAGAUAUCUUUGCCUUCAUUUUGUCCAAAACCAUCAUCCCCAACUGAGAGAACCUGGCACUCAUUGGAUCUUAGACGGGCUAUUCGAAUUUUCAUCACCAGAAUGGCAGAGUUCAGAAAAUCAGACUCUAUGUUCAUCAAUAUCUCCAACCCCAACAAGGGGUUAAGAAUGUCAACAGCCUCCAUCAGCUACACCCUGAGGCAGUGUAUAGUGGAAUAUUAUAAAGCCUCCAAGGUUCUGGUCUCUGGCGCUUCCACCAUUGGGCGUAUUGUGAAGGUGCCAGCUGGCCCCUUAGUACGAGUUGAGGGCACAGAAGUGAGGAUUCCCUGCAACGUUACUCAGUAUGAUGGACCCAGUGAGCAGAACUUUGAUUGGGAGUUCUCUACAAACCCUGCUCAGGGCUCUAAUUUAGUAAAUGUAGUAAGUACUUGGGAUCCUACAUUCACGUCUCAGGAAUAUCAAGACCGAGUGACUGGUGGAGACAUCAUGUUGAGGCGCAACAGCAACAAUGCUGUGGAACUUGUGAUUGGAAGCAUUCGUCCUACAGACCAAGGGAUGUAUCGUUGCACUACACCCAGCACUGAUUCUGUCUUUCAUGGAAAUUACAAUGCUGUAGUCGAAGUCAAAGUGAUUGCAGAUGGCUUAACUGUGAUUGGGUCAAAAGCACGGUCCGCUUGGAACUUAUCAGAAGGAGAUCCGUUUCAGUUGCGCUGCUCAGCUUCCACCAAUUCCUCGGAACACACCCAUCUUCAUGUUUCUUGGGAAUUCAAGAAUGGCCUUGUGUGGCAAGAAAUCCUUUCUUUGACGCAUGAGAGCAAGUUGCAGCCUGGCCCAGAAUAUAACGAGCGCUAUAUCAGUGGCGACGUGCGUUUAGAUGCCAUGGCCAAUGACAUUUAUCGCUUGUCUGUGUCUCAGGCUCUUCCAUCAGAUGAGGGUGCCUACAGGUGUCGAGUGAGUGAGUGGGUUAAAGAUGCUGAUGGUUCAUGGCAAAAGAUCCAAGAAAAAAGUGUGGCUGUAGCUAAUGUUGUGGUGCAGCCAACAGCUUUAGGCGUCUUCAUCACCAGAACUAAUGUGUCUGUGACAGAGAGAGACUCCCUCUACCUCACCUGCAACUUCACAACGGAUAGAAGUGGGAUUUACCAAGCAGAGGUCACAUGGUACUACAGUGAGUCACCUGAUGGCCCUAUGGAAGAUGCUCAGAUUUUGCUGAGUGCAGACCGUGACUCUGUAAUUAGUGACUCUACUCUCAUCAGCCUCAGCCAUGUAGACCGAAGUUCUUACCACCUGUUGGUACGCGACAUGAGCAUUGAAGAUUCUGGCUACUACUUCUGCCAAGCAGCUCUGUGGGUGCCACAGUACAAUGGCAGCUGGCACAAGGUAGCAGAGAGAACCUCUGUGCCAGUCCCUGUGGAAGUGACUGCAUUAGAGCCGAAUUACCAUGUGUUUCUUAAUGCUUCUAAAAUGCCAAAGUUUGCAGAGGAUCCCACAGAACUGGAGUGUAGGAUCACUGAAGUGCAAAACGGAGAAGCAAAUGUACGUUACACUGUAUCUUGGUACUACAGACUGCCUUUACGUAGUGACGAGGUGGUGAAAGAUGAACUUCUCGCCACCAUGGAUGCAGACUGGAUGCUGGUAGUUGGGGAGAGGAGCAAACAGCGAGCCCAGAAUGGGGAAAUAAUUUUCUCGAAGCCAGCCGUGGACACUUUCCGCUUGCGAAUCCAGUGGACCUCAGAGGCAGAUAGAGGAGAGUAUUAUUGUAUAAUAUCUUCAUGGAGCAGGCAGCGCAACAACAGCUGGAUAAAGAUCAAGGACGUGGCUUCUAUGCCUGUAAGCAUUUUAUGGUCUACGCAAGAUUAUGCACUGACUGUAGAAGCUGUGAAGCUGAAGCCGUUCUUCAUGGCCGGGCACACCUUUGAAAUGACUUGCAAGGUGUCUUCCCGGAACAUCAAAACGCCUCGUUACUCAGUCCUCAUUACAGCGGAGAAGCCUCUGAAUGACCAUUCAAGCGCUAAUGGAACCAUGCGCAUCAUUUCCCUCAACCAAGAUUCAGUGGUCAGACGGGAAGAUUGGACGGACCAGGACCGGGUGGACGGCGUGGUCUUAGAGAAGGUCCAGGAGAAUGAGUUCCGCUACAGAAUGUACCAGACACAGAUUUCUGACGCUGGGUUGUAUCGUUGUGUGGUGACUGCAUGGUCACCAGGGGGUGGAGGCAUGUGGCGAGAGGCAGUCAAUGGUUUAUCCAACCCCAUCCAGAUAGACUUCCAGACCUCAGGUCCUGUUUUUAAUGCCUCGGUCCAUUCGGAUAAUCCAACAGUUUAUCGGGAUGAGCUAGUGAAUUUACUUUGCAUCAUAACCAUUGAAGGAACAGCGCUCGAUCCAGAUGACAUGUCCUUUGAUGUCUCCUGGUUUGCUGUGCGCUCUUAUGCAAUGGACAGACCCCCUGUUUUCCUCGCUUCCUUGGAUCGGAAAGGAAUUGCAACCCAGGCCAGAAGAAAUGGGAGCAGUGACGUCAGCCUGGCAAGAAUUGCCCCCCUGGAGUUUCAGUUUAGGAUUCACGGCUGUGAGGAUCAAGACUUUGGUAAUCAUUACUGUGUGGUAAUCCCAUGGGUGCGGUCAGCUGCGGGAGUCUGGCGACAGGAGAUGGAGGUCAAAUCCAAGCCCAUCUUUGUGACAGUGAAAAUGGAUGUGCUGAAUGCUUUCAAAUUUCCACUGUUGAUUGGCAUCGGCCUGGCCACACUCAUUGGACUCUUAUCCUGUCUGAUUGGCUACUGCAGUUCCCGCUGGUGUUGCAAGAAGGAAGUUCAAGAAACAAGGCGAGAGAGACGCCGGCUGAUGUCUAUGGAGAUGGACUAAGCAGAACGAUGAGAGGUGGUUGCAAACAUUUCGGGAAGGAUUUUUGGCAGGCCUAAGCCCGCCCUGCGACCUGAGCGUGUUGCAUCAAAAUGCCCCAGUAACAAAAUUGUCUGAUCUUGUCCUGGACUUAGGAGCUGCUCCUUUUCUCCCCGUUUCACGUUGAGAGCGCACGUCAUGUUUGUCAGCCUUCCGCCCGUCUUCCAGUG
Molecule: messenger RNA, 3788 nt
Organism: Euleptes europaea (tarantolino)
Lineage: Eukaryota; Metazoa; Chordata; Lepidosauria; Squamata; Sphaerodactylidae
Gene: PTGFRN
Product: prostaglandin F2 receptor inhibitor
Exons: 9
Coding region: 1-3582 (1193 amino acids)
Source: RefSeq, a predicted model, not a curated record